Molecule: messenger RNA, 354 nt
Organism: Cavenderia fasciculata
Lineage: Eukaryota; Evosea; Eumycetozoa; Acytosteliales; Cavenderiaceae
Exons: 1
Coding region: 1-354 (117 amino acids)
Source: RefSeq, a predicted model, not a curated record
AUGAUCGAUUAUUGCUGUGUUGCAGGAUCAUUAGAGAUUGUUGAUCAUCUACACAAAAACUAUCAAUUGACAUGGCUAGAGAAUGGCUUCUUUAUGAGUGCCAUUUUCAAUCACUUUGAAUUAACAAAGUAUAUUGUUGAUAACUAUAAAAGAUGUCGUAAAAGAAAAGGAAAGAAUUCUCUCAAUGAAAAGGGUCAAUUUAUUCUUGACAUUAACAUUAUCAAAAAAGCUAUAGAAUAUGCGAUACUCUAUCAACGUCUAGACCACCAUAAAUAUCUAACCAAUAUUUUGGAUAGAUCCUCCACUAUUAAACUUUCAAUAGACAUUUUUUAUUUUAAUUCAUUUUUAACUUAA